GCAAAAUAGUCAUAUUAUCAAUUAUGCUGCUUCCUCGAUAGCUUUGUCAACAAUAGCUUUGUAUCCAGGGAAUUCAAAGGUAUUUUCUUUGCCAAUUGUGUUGAAAAAGUCCUGAAUUUUCUCUCUUUUCUCCCCCUCAGCCUGCAGUAAUCUCUUAACUUUCCUGUACUUCUUGAGGUCAUCUUUCUCAGAGUUAACAUUCUUAGAAUUGAUCUUUUGGUAAGGGACGAAUUUCCAUUUUCUUCCACUAUUUUUGAAAAGGUCUUUGUGAAUUUUGUCAUCUUCAACAAGAUGGCAGACUAAUUGUCUAUCAAACAUGAACCUCUUAUCAACAGUCUCAGCUGCUACAGCAGCAACUUCGAGACUUUCGAACUCAAUGAAUCCAUAUCCUUUAGGUCUGGCUGUCUUUUUGCUCCUGGCAAGUUUAACUCUGGUAACAGUGCCGAAUUGCUCAAAGAACUUCUUAAUCUCUUCUUCUCUGAACCCAUAAGGAAUAUGGCCAAGAUAGAUGACUCCUUUAUUAAGUCUGUCUUCUGCAGUAAUUUUCUCUACUCUUCUGAACCUCUUCGAUCUCUUAGAUGCUUUCUUUACUGUGAUUGACUCUUCUGACUUCUUAGUAGCUUUAUCCUUCUUCUCUUUCUGUUCAGCCUUCUCUACUUCUUUACUGAUCUCUUCGACCUGGACUGGGGCUUGGUCGAUAGAAGCCUUUUUCUGCUUCUUCUCUUUCUUUGUGGGAGCUUCUCCUGCCUGGGCUUGAUCAGACUUUUUGGAAGCCUUCUUUUUGGACUUUUCUGUUUUCUUUCCCAUAUAUUUAUUAUUUCAAUUAUGUAG
This is a messenger RNA of Moneuplotes crassus, 831 nucleotides long. Lineage: Eukaryota; Ciliophora; Spirotrichea; Euplotida; Euplotidae. The record is from the annotation of a GenBank genome assembly.